This is a messenger RNA of Amborella trichopoda, 1382 nucleotides long. Lineage: Eukaryota; Viridiplantae; Streptophyta; Magnoliopsida; Amborellales; Amborellaceae. The record is from RefSeq and is a predicted model, not a curated record.
AUACAGUUCCUUGUUGGCCGAGGAAGAAUGUAUAAUAUGAAGGGAGCUUAUUUCAUCUUACUUUCUGCCCUUUUCAUUGCUUUCUUAUCCAUAACACUAAUUAAAUACUCCCACAUAGCCUUUCUGGGUAAUUCUUACCACGAUCCCAUUACUCAAAUUUCAACCAAUUUCCUUUUAGGCAUAUUCGACAUAGACACUUAUCACCACCACCACCACCAGAAACCACAAGUACAAUCAGUAUGUGAUGACUUCUUGCCCCCAGACUUUUCACCGUCUGGUGGUGAGAAUGGCUCUACCAUCAUUUGUGUCGACCGAAAUGGAUGCUGCAAUUUCACAACAGUGCGAUCUGCUAUUGAUGCUGUUGGGACUCUUCAGCAGAAAAGAACAAUAAUAUGGAUCAAUAAGGGCAUAUACUUCGAGAAGAUCACAGUCCCAAGGAUCAAACCCAAUAUUACAUUAUUGGGGCAAGGAAUGGAAAGGACAGCGAUUGUUUGGAAUGAUACAGCCAACUCCUCCCACGGAACAUUUUACUCUGCUUCCGUUUCCGUAUUCGCAUCUAAUUUCAUUGCCACAAAUAUUAGCUUCAUGAAUGUGGCUCCUAUCGCAAACCCUGGGGAUGUUGGUGGGCAAGCUGUGGCUUUCAGAAUAGCCGGUGACCAAGCUGCUUUUUGGGGUUGUGGUUUCUUCAGUGGUCAAGACACCCUUCACGACGACCGCGGUAGGCAUUAUUUCAAAGAUUGCUUCAUCCAAGGUUCCAUAGAUUUUAUCUUUGGCAAUGGAAGAAAUUUUUAUAAAAACUGCCAACUGAAUUCAGUGGCAAACCCAGUGCCAAGUGGAGCAAAACUCAUAACAGGGGCUAUCUCGGCACAAGCUCGAUCAACAAGGGAUGAGAACACGGGCUUCUCCUUCGUGAACUGUAGCAUUGGUGGGAGAGGACGCACAUGGUUGGGGCGUGCGUGGCGCCCUUUCUCCACUGUCAUAUUUGCUUAUACCUUCAUGUCUGAAAUCAUAUCUCCAGAUGGUUGGAAUGAUUGGAAUGAUCCAUCCCGAGACCAGACCAUAUUUUAUGGAGAGUACCAAUGCAGUGGAAGUGGAGCCAAUACAACAUCGAGGGUUUCGUACGUGCAUAUCCUCAAUGAUAGCCAAGCUGCUCCUUUCCUCAACAUUUCUUACAUUGAUGGUCAGCAAUGGUUGCAGCCCUUCACAAAUUAAAUGUGACACUUGUUGUCUAGACUACCCUACCCUGCCCCUCAUGUUCUUUCACAUAUUUCUUCUGGUUGUAUUAUUUCAAUAUCUCUCUCUUUCUCUCUCUCUAUCUAUCUCUGUGUGUGUAUGUGUGACAUCUCUUGGUUAAGAUAUAUUUUUUCAGACAUAGAGGAACA